AAAAAAAAUAUAUAUUUCAUAUCAGUAAAAAUGCCACCACGAGUUAUUCCUUCGCUAUUUUCAUCAUUAAGAUCACUUCGUUCUCCGACACAUAAAUUAAAAAUCUUACGUACACUCAAUAUUUUAACCUUUUUGACAUUUGUCUCUUCAAGUGUUUAUUCUAUUGUACUUGCUAAACCAAGUAGUAUUGAUAUAUGUGAUAAAUAUCCUACUUAUUUUACUCCUUCAUUAACGUUUAUAGGAGUAUAUUGGUCAAUUUUAUUUUUCUUACAAUUCUGUUUUGUGUCUAGCGUUCAAUUUAAUGAUUUUAAUCUCAUACAAAGAAUAGUUGAAAAUUAUGUUGAUUGGUUGUUUUCUUUUAGCAAUUUGUUCAUGUGUGGAUGGUUAUUCUUUUGGUUGCGCGAAAAUUUUAUUAUCUCGGAAUUCUUUAUUGUCUUGACUCUACUCUCUACAUCAUUAGUUCAAAAUCUUUUAACAUCUAAAUACAUACCAAAUCAUCCUCUUAUUCCAACUUCCGUUAUUUCAUUCAUUCAUAUUCCUUUUUCAAUGUUUUCGGCCUUUUCUUGUUUUCUUUUAUUUCAUAAUGGAUUUAUCCUUUUAUCUCAACAAGGUUAUGAAGAUUAUGGAAAAAAUGUUAAUUUGGCUAUUAUAUCAGCUUCACUCUUGACUAUAUAUAGUAUUUUUUGGUGUACUACUGGUGUAUUCAGUAAAGGAAAAAGAGAUCUUACAUUUAGUUUUGCCAUAGUUUGGAUCCUUAUCGGAAUUGCUGUUCAACAAAAAGAAACAAGUUUAUUAUCGAAUGCUUGUUAUUUAUUAGCUUUAAUUCAAAUUAUGGUUAUUUUCUUUAUCUUACUUAAAAAUUGUUUAGGACCAAGUAAAACUCGUGCAGAAUCAGGAGAAUCAGAUGAAAGAGCGCCUCUAUUUCGACAGCGAAUGAAUUUUUAUGGAGGAAUUAUCGUUGAUAAUUGGUAUAAAGCUCCAAUAAAUGAUGACCAUCCAGGAGAGGUGUAAAUGAAGUAAUUUAAUUAUAUGAUAAUUUAUUAUGAGCUUUUUUUUUCCUCCUUUUUUCUUUUUUAUGUAAAUUUGCGAUAAUGCACUGUUUAUUGGCGUAUGUGUAACAUAAUAAAAGUUAUAUUAAGUAAUAUUUAAAAGAUCUUUG
Messenger RNA from Rhizophagus irregularis DAOM 181602=DAOM 197198, 1159 nucleotides. NCBI's taxonomy places the organism in Eukaryota, Fungi, Glomeromycota, Glomeromycetes, Glomerales, Glomeraceae. The record is from RefSeq and is a predicted model, not a curated record.